AUGGCGUCGCUCACCAUGAUGGCGUCCUUCGCCGCCGUGGCGGUGGCCGCGCCCUCGCGCCGCGGCAGCUUCGCCGUGGUCAGGGCCGCCAAGGCCGACCGCUGCCAGCAGGAGCCCGCCAGCGCCAGGCUAGCGGCGGCGGCGGCCGAGGAGGCCGCCGAGGCCCGGCCCGCCGAGGGACGCCGCGCCGUCAUGCUCGCGGCGGCUGCGGCGGCCGUGGCGGCCAUCGGCGGCGCCGGCGCCGCCAUGGCGGACCCCAAGAAAGGGAGCCCCGAGGCGAAGAAGAAGUACGCGCCCAUCUGCGUCACCAUGCCCACCGCCAAGAUCUGCCACAACUGA
Miscanthus lutarioriparius is the source of this 339-nucleotide messenger RNA. NCBI's taxonomy places the organism in Eukaryota, Viridiplantae, Streptophyta, Magnoliopsida, Poales, Poaceae. The record is from the annotation of a GenBank genome assembly.